UCAAUGCCUUAGGUGUUGGCAGCGCUAGCCUUCAACUGCCUCAAUGUGAACGUGGGCAUGAUCAUUUGCAUGCCGGUACUCAUCAUUGGCGCCCCUCAGGACCACUCAUUCACCCCUCAGUUUCUCUGAGGAGGAGGCGUCUUGGUUCGGUGGCCUUAUCUUCAUGAUUCAACCGCUGGGGAGUGUCGUGUCCGGCUUCCUCCAGGACUUCUUGGGCCGCAAGAAGUGCAUGAUGUUCGUCAACGUGCCCCAGUUUGCAGCUUGGCUCAUGCUCUACUAUGCCACUACCAAGUUCACGCUUUUUGCAGCAGUGACCUUGUUAGGUCUCAGUAUUGGUUUUAUGGAGGCUCCUGUGUUGUCUUACAUUGGAGAAGUCAGUGAGCCACGACUACGGGGGGUCCUUAGCACGGUGGGAGGCAUCUUCUUCAACGUCGGGCUCACUCUGGAGUCGGUCAUCGGGGCAACCACAGAUUGGAGGACCAUGGUCCUCAUCACGUCCGCAGCUCCUGUCACUGCCUUCGUGGCUUUGUCCUUGGUGAGUUUUCUGUGACAAAUGGUUUCUUAU
Messenger RNA from Homalodisca vitripennis (glassy-winged sharpshooter), 565 nucleotides. Its product is annotated as facilitated trehalose transporter Tret1-like. Gene Ontology annotation, cellular component: membrane. The transcript has 3 exons. Gene Ontology annotation, biological process: transmembrane transport. Lineage: Eukaryota; Metazoa; Arthropoda; Insecta; Hemiptera; Cicadellidae. The record is from RefSeq and is a predicted model, not a curated record. Gene Ontology annotation, molecular function: transmembrane transporter activity. Bases 164 to 550 code for a protein of 128 amino acids.